Molecule: messenger RNA, 1059 nt
Organism: Rhagoletis zephyria (snowberry fruit fly)
Lineage: Eukaryota; Metazoa; Arthropoda; Insecta; Diptera; Tephritidae
Source: RefSeq, a predicted model, not a curated record
AUGGUCACCUCUACUGAAAAUGAAACCAACGAAGAGAUGGAGCAGAAGAUUACUGCUCAGGUCGAGUACUACUUUGACGACUUAAACUUGAAGCAGGACAAGUUUAUGAAGUAUCACAUGAGUCAAGAUGAUGGAUGGUUUCCUGUCGAAAAGCUGAUGACUUUCAACCGUUUAAAGAAGCUGACAACUGACCAAGAGCAAGUGAUCAAGUGCAUCAAAAGUUCCACUUCAGGACUGGUUGAACUGAACGAAGAGGCAACUAAACUGCGUCGCACUAAAGCUAUGCCAGAACUUUCUGACGAGUACUUUAAGGAACUGAACCUUCGCACACUGCACUUGAAGGGUUUUCCCAAGGAUUCCAUCCUAGAUGAUAUUAUGGCUUUUUGCGUCAAGUUUGGCAAAGUGCAGUCAGUUCAGAUGCGACGAAACUACAAAGGCAAAAACGAGUUUAAGGGCUGCAUCAUGGUUACCUACGUCGAGAAAGAGGACGCCGAUAAAAUGCUCGAGCAAGAGCUCAAGUACAAUGAUACUGUCUUGCUUAAGGAAAAUAAGGAGCAGUAUCAUAAGCGAAAGAACGAAUUCUAUGAAUCUUUGAAGCAAAAGAAAGCCGAAAAAGGAAAUAACGUCGAUGUGGUCAAAACCAAGGGUGCGAUUCUCAAGAUUUCAGGCAUUGACCAGGAAACUAAAUUUGCUGACAUUAAAGAAGAACUUUCCAAACACACAAAGGUGGCUUUUGUCAGUAACGUGAAUGGCCAAUCUGAGUGCACUGUCAGGUUUGCCGAGGAAAACGGCGCGAAAGAAGCUUUGAAAAAACUCAAAGAGCUAGCAGAAGACAAGUCUGAAGAGGAGACAGGCCCUGUUUCCGUCGAGUUUCUCGGCAAGAAGGUGGACUUUUCCUUGGCCAGUGAAGAAGAGGAGAAGAAGUUCUGGCAAGACUUUCAAAACAAACAGUUCGGUGGCAAGAAAACGCAAAAGUGGCAACGAGGUAAGAAGCGUUUUCACGACGAUAACGGUGGCCGGAAAAACAAAGUCUCAAAAACUGAAGCUGGUGGUGACUAA